GACGUAGCGUCUGACCCCGCAGCGACGAGCGGGGCCCUCUUCAAACCGCUCGUUGGCUGUUUGUCAGCGGGGUUGACUGCCAAACGGAAAAAAGAGGCUCCAAGUCGAUGUUGUGUAGCAUCCAAAGGGUCAUUUCAAAAGCGCCAUUACAGUCUCUGAGGCAGCUCGUUUGGUGCCGUCAUUCCCGAAAACUGUCCUCCAAAAUGUCUUUUCAGUACCCGCAGGCUUACCGUGACGAUGCUGUCGUGGAUGGGUACCAUGGCUGCAAAGUACCAGAUCCGUACAGCUGGCUGGAGGACCCGGACAGUGAAAAGACACAGGCGUUUGUCACCGCUCAGAACCAGUUGACGUCGCCCUUCCUGGAGCGCUGCGAGGUGCGAGACCUGUUCAAGGAGCGGAUGACUGAGCUGUACGACUACCCCAAGUACAGCUGUCCCUUCAAAAGAGGCGACAGGUACUUUCACUUCUACAACACGGGCCUCCAAAACCAGAGUGUGAUGUACGUGCAGGAGAGCCUGGAGGCUGAGCCCAAAGUCUUCUUGGAUCCAAACACGUUCUCUGACGAUGGAACCGUUGCCCUGCGAGGAUACGCCUUCUCUGAGGACGGCGAGUACCUUGCUUAUGGCACAAGCGCCAGUGGGUCGGACUGGGUGGAGAUCCGCUUCCUGCAGGUGGAAGACGCCAAGCCUCUGGAGGACCGGCUGGAGCGGGUCAAGUUUAGCUGCAUGUCCUGGACUCAUGACGGGAAGGGACUUUUCUACAACUCGUACCCAAAGCAGGAGGGCAAGAGCGACGGCACCGAGACCUCCACCAACCUGCAUCAGAAGCUAUACUUCCAUGUUUUGGGGACUCCGCAGUCCGAAGACGUGCUCUGUGCAGAAUUCCCUGACCACCCCAAAUGGAUGGCUGGAGCUGAGGUAUCAGACGAUGGACGGUACCUGCUGCUGUCGAUCAGGGAAGGUUGUGAUCCGGUUAACAGACUGUGGUAUUGUGACCGUAAAACCACUCCGCAGGGUAUUACAGGACUCUUGCCGUGGGUGAAGCUCAUCGAUAACUUUGACGCCGAGUACGAGUAUGUCACCAAUGAGGGCACGUUGUUCACGUUCAAGACCAACCUGGACGCGCCGCGUUACCGCCUCAUCAACAUCGACUUUGCCUCUCCGGCUCAGAGCAACUGGAAGGAGCUCAUCCCUCAACACGAGAAGGACGUCAUUGUGUUCGCCACCUGCACGUACUCCAGCUACCUGUUUGUGUGUUUCCUCCACGACGUGAAGAACGUGUUGAAAAUGUACCGACUGAGCUCGGGGGAGGAGCUGAGGACCUUCCCUCUGGACGUCGGCUCCGUUGUGGGUUUCACAGGCAGGAAGAGGGACUCUGAGAUCUUUUACUACUUCACCUCCUUCCUCUCCCCAGCCAUCAUUUACCACUGCGACCUGACUCAGGAGCCGCUGCAGCCCCACAUCUUCAGAGAGGUCACAGUCAAAGGCUUCAGCCCCUCGGACUACCAGACCACACAGGUCUUCUAUUCCUCCAAGGACGGCACUCAGAUCCCCAUGUUCAUCGUUCACAAGAAGGGCAUCAAAUUGGACGGCUCCCACCCCGGUUUCCUGUACGGCUACGGUGGUUUUAACAUCUCCAUCACGCCGAGCUACAGCGUCUCCCGACUCAUCUUUGUUCGACAUCUGGGAGGAGUCCUGGCCGUUGCCAACAUUCGAGGGGGAGGGGAGUACGGGGAGACCUGGCACAAAGCCGGCAUGCUGGCCAACAAGCAGAACUGCUUCACAGACUUCCAGUGUGCGGCCGAAUACCUCGUCAAAGAGGGCUACACGUCUCCCUCCAAGCUGACUAUAAACGGCGGCUCCAACGGGGGCCUGCUCGUGGCGGCCUGCGUCAACCAGCGGCCGGAGCUGUUCGGCUGCGCCGUCGCUCAGGUCGGCGUCAUGGACAUGCUGAAGUUCCACAAGUUCACCAUCGGCCACGCCUGGACCACCGACUUUGGCUGCGCCGAAGACAAGGAGCAGUUUGAGUGUCUCAUCAAGUACUCCCCGCUCCACAACAUCCGCGUCCCAGAAGGCAACGGGGUCCAGUACCCGGCGGUGCUCCUGCUGACGGGGGACCACGACGAUCGCGUGGUGCCCCUCCACUCGCUCAAAUACAUCGCCACCCUGCAGCACAUCGUGGGCCGCGACCCCAAGCAGACGAACCCUCUGUUCAUCCUCGUGGACACAAAGUCGGGCCACGGCGCCGGCAAGCCCACCAGCAAGGUCAUCCAGGAGGUGGCGGACACCUACGCCUUCAUCGCCCGCUGUCUCAACAUCUCCUGGGUCAAAUAAUUUCAGCCCCCCCGGGAGUAACUGCUCGUACCAGCUGUUCCCUUUAACGUCACCGCAACACUACACCGGAUCUUUCAAGUCCCUCCAGUCCGACCACGUGCUCAGGGACGGUUGUGUCGAGCGGGGGGGAGGAAAAGGGAGGGGGGGUUACGUUCACCGUUACAGUAAUCAGCCAAUCGGCAGUGAACCGUCUUGAGGUUAUUUGUAGGUUGUUUCCACGUCGUCGAGUUGCUUCGCCGCGAUGCGUGUUAUUUAUUUUGCGUUCGUGUACAGAAUGCUGAACGACUCCAGCGCGUGCAAGAAUAGAGCUAGACGAUUACGCCGCAUAAAAGUAUUGCCGUGGAUGAGCAACUGGAAACAACAACAAAAAAAACGCGUGUGUGAGUGUGUGUUUAAAUGUCAGUGCCCAUAUUUCUUUCAGACUGAUAAUGAUUUCUACCUCUGGUCAUUUGCCCUUUUUUCAAGGGAAUAAAAUCCAAUGCCACAUUACAAUAAACAACUUUUAAAAGGGGA
This is a messenger RNA of Pungitius pungitius (ninespine stickleback), 2846 nucleotides long. RefSeq names its product prolyl endopeptidase (gene prep). Lineage: Eukaryota; Metazoa; Chordata; Actinopteri; Perciformes; Gasterosteidae. Gene Ontology annotation, molecular function: oligopeptidase activity; serine-type endopeptidase activity. The transcript has 14 exons. Gene Ontology annotation, cellular component: cytosol. Gene Ontology annotation, biological process: proteolysis. The record is from RefSeq and is a predicted model, not a curated record. Bases 108 to 2333 code for a protein of 741 amino acids.